This is a messenger RNA of Cyphellophora attinorum, 1506 nucleotides long. RefSeq names its product Pisatin demethylase. Gene Ontology annotation, molecular function: oxidoreductase activity, acting on paired donors, with incorporation or reduction of molecular oxygen; heme binding; iron ion binding. Bases 1 to 1506 code for a protein of 501 amino acids. The transcript has 2 exons. Lineage: Eukaryota; Fungi; Ascomycota; Eurotiomycetes; Chaetothyriales; Cyphellophoraceae. The record is from RefSeq and is a predicted model, not a curated record.
AUGGACUAUUUUCCCUUCCUGUCCGCCGCCGCUGCAGUCGGUGUCGCUGGCCUGGCGCUGCGAUUGCUGCUCAAUUACUUCACGCCUGGCCUGGCAUCAAUCCCAGGACCAGUCCUCGCCAGAUUUUCUGAUUUGUGGAGAUUUCUGGAUGCUUGUUUCGGACAGCAUCACAACACCAUUACACGACUGCAUCGCAAGUACGGUCCUGUCGUGCGCAUCGGACCUAAUGUCGUCAGUGUAUCAGACCCGGCAGCCAUCGAUGCGGUCCUCGGGCUCAAGACCAAUCUCGACAAAAGUGAUUCUGUCAAACCGAUGAUGAACCCAUACAAUGGCGAAGUCCUGCCUAUGCUUAUCUCUGCAAUGGACUCAGAAGCACACGCACGCAUCAAACGGCCUAUAGGGAGUAUCUACUCAAUGACUACCUCAUUGGACUUCGAGCACAUAAUUGAUGACAACAUCAACCAGCUUCUGACGGGGUUAAGACCAUACGUAGCGUCCAACAAGGCGUGUAAGAUCGAUGAUUGGAUGGCGUACUUUGCAUUUGAUUUCAUUCUGCAGGCAACGUUCAGCCGUCGAUGGGGCUUUAUGGAGGCUGGAGGCGAUAUCGAUGGCAUGCUGGCUAUGCUGGAUUUGCAAUUCCUGUACAUCGCGACAAUCGGGGCAAUGCCUUGGCUGGACAAUCUCUUGCUCAAGAAUCCAUUGCUGCUCAUGCUGGUCAAGACACCGAACACACUGGUAGACUUUGCGAGCGACCAAGUUCGAUCUAGGCUAUCGGGAAAGAACUCACAUGCAGGGAAGCAACCAGACUACCUCGCACGUUUCAUUGCCGCUCGAGAAGCGCACCCGGAACAUGUUUCGGAUUUGCAAUUGACGACUUACGCAACCACAAACGUGCUCGCAGCAUCAGAUACGACAAGCGCGACGCUGACAACAAUCAUAUACCACAUAUUGAAACACCCGGGCGUCCAUGAGAAGGUUCGUACCGAGAUAGAGGCCGCCGGAAUGUCCAGCCCCGCUCCCUACGCUGAAGUGUCGAAGUUGCCUUACCUCAACGCUGUCAUCUUGGAAGUGAUGCGCGUCUUUCCAACCACUGGCAUUGAGCUCGAGCGCAAGGUGGGCCCUGGCGGUCUGAUACUGCCGUCGGGUCAAAGUCUACCUGCCGGAUCAGUGGUUGGUCUGAAUGCGUGGGCCGUGCAUCGCGACCAGGCGGUCUUCGGUGAUGAUCCGGAUCAAUUUCGACCGGAGAGAUGGUUGCAGCAGGUCGGUGAGUCAGACGCCUCGUUCGAAAGAAGGUACAAAGGCAUGCAGAGGGCGAACUUGGCCUUCGGGGCGGGCCCUCGAGCAUGUCUAGGGAAGAAUCUUGCAAUUCUGCAGGUGUACAAGGUCAUCGCGACCAUGCUACAAGUUUUCGACAUGGAACUUGUUGAUGCUGAGAAGCCUAUGAAGACCUGGAGCACGAUAUCUGUCAAGAUUUUGAAUGUUGAGAUCCGCCUGCGAGAGAUUUGA